AUGUUCCCAGCUCUCCAUACUAGCGUUGUUGGAUGCACGCAGUUGGAUGCAUUGGAUGCAUUCCCCGCUCCGCGGCAAAGGAGUGACGCUCUACCUGUCGUUGAGGCGGCCCUUGCGCUGAUUUCCCUCCCGGGACGCUCGCUUUCAUGGCGAAGCCUCGUCGUCGAGGAUUGGACCUACGAAGUGAACUCCGGAGACGCUCACUGCGAUGUGUUUGAGCUGCUUCGAGUGCCAGGCUCUCCGGACCUGAUCAACGUUUCGCAAUCUCGCCUCGUUGUGCCCCACCGGUGGUUAAGGAGUCGUCGACAAGCUCAAGGACAGGAAGAAGGGGUUCCGGGAGGAAGGAACGCAACCAGAAGGCUAUGUUCUGUUCGUAGUUGAGAGGACCAAGCUCUAUUUGCCUGGUACGCUCUCUAUAGGCAGCAACUUAAUUCAAAAGGGAAAAUAGAUCUCCUUCUCUCUCU
Messenger RNA from Phytophthora sojae, 464 nucleotides. RefSeq lists its product as hypothetical. The record is from RefSeq and is a predicted model, not a curated record. The transcript has 2 exons. NCBI's taxonomy places the organism in Eukaryota, Oomycota, Peronosporomycetes, Peronosporales, Peronosporaceae. Bases 1 to 381 code for a protein of 126 amino acids.